UCUCUCUUUCUCUAUUUCUCUCACACUGUACAUCGUUUUGAGUCUCUUGCCGGAUUGGUCAAUCACCGUAAAUACCGAUCUCCUCAAUCAGUCCGUUCGAUGAAAAUUCCGAAUAGAAUAAUCAAUUACGUGGCAGCAUCACAACGACGGUUUUGUCAUAAUCAUUCUGUGGAUAUAAUUAUAAUUCAUAAACAUCCAACUUCCUAAUUAUAAUUAUAAUUAUUUCUUAAUUAAUCUUUUUAUUUUUUAAAGAACGGAGAAAAUAGGAGGAGAGACUGGUUGGUAGCUAUCGUUCUUUUUCUGCUACGCACCGUCGCUCCGUCUUCUUCAUCUUCUUCAUCUUCUUCUUCGGUUCUUAAGGUACGAAUUCACUUACUCAAUCGCGCUUCCAAUACUAAAGCAAUACCGAUUCCCAUUGUCAAUCCCAAUUUCCGAUAUAUAUAUAUAUAUAUAUAUAAGAUUUUCCUAUACAAUUCGGUUUGUCUAAACCCGCAAGAAAUUUGGUCAUUCCAUUUUUGUGCGAUUGUUUUUGGAAAACAAAAUCAAUUAGAGGAAUAUUGUCUAAGAAUUUAGCGGUUUUGAUCGCUUUUUAUGAAUCGGCAAUAGCUAAUUUACUGGUAUAAAACCAAAAAAAUGGCGGGUGCCGGAGAUGAAGACGCCGACGCAGUUCUCAGCGAUCUGGAAGGCGAUGAUCCGGUACCGAUCGUUAUCAAGACUCCGCCCGCCGAUGAAAUCUCGCCGGAGAGAUACCGGGAGCUCCUCGCCGAGCUCGAUCGUGAGCGACAGGCUCGCGAGGCAGCGGAGAAUUCUAAGUCCGAUUUGCAAGUUCAGUACAACCGCUUGAAGGUUUUGGCGCACGAGAUGAUAAAGAAGCGCGACGAGUGCACGAGGCAGAAGGACGAGGCCGUGCGCGAAAAGGAAGAGGUUUCGAAAACCUGCGAGAAAGUCUCUGCGGAAUUGGCCGAAGCGAAUAGAGCAAAAGACGAGGCUUUGAAGCAGAGGGAAGAGAUUGAGAAGAAAUUGGAGGAGGCAGUGAAGGAAAGGGACGGAUUGAGGUCAGAUAUUGGGAAAUCCACGCAUAUGCUUGAGACUGGCAUCGAGAAGAUAUCUGCAAAAGUCAGUAAUUUCAAGAAUUUUGGAGCUUCGGGAUUGCCUCGCUCGCACAAGUACACAGGUUUGGCUGUUGUUGCUUAUGGUGUGAUUAAGAGGACGAAUGAGAUUGUGGAAGAACUACUCAGACAGAAUGAUGCCACUGCUAAGUCUAGGAAUGAAACUAGGGAGCAAAUGGAGCAGAGGAAUUACGAGAUUGCCAUUGAGGUCUCUCAGCUUGAGGCCACGAUUAGUGGGUUGAGAGAUGAGGUUUCGGAGAAAACUUCUGCUGUUGAGAAAUUGGAGAAGAUGAUUGCUGAGAGGGAUGGAAAGAUAUCUGAGUCUGAAAGAGAAGCCGCGGAGAAGUUGAGUAAGAUGGAGAGUGAAGUUUUAGAGUUGAGGCAGCUAGCCAGUGAGUGUGAUUAUAAGUUGACGAAUGUAGAAUCCAAAAUGGAAGCACAGAGGCCUUUAUUGGUUGAUCAGUUGAAUUUGGUUUCUAGAAUACAUGACCGGGUUUGUGAUGUUAUGAAGAUUGUCGAUCCCAAUAAUUUUGAUCAGUCAGAGUUUGCUGAGUCAUUGUUUCUACCUCAACAAACAGAUAUGGAGGAGAACAUACGUGCAUCUUUAGCUGGGAUGGAAUCCAUUUAUGAAUUGACCAGGGUUGUUAUUGAAAAGACAAAGGAUGCAAUCGAUGAAAAGAAUCGUGAAAUUAAGAGUUUGGAUGAAACUGUAUCUCAGUUAGUUAAGGAAAAAGAACAUAUUGGAUCUUUGCUUAGGAGUGCUUUGUCCAAGAGGAUGACAUCAAAUCCAUCUACCAAAACAAAUGAAUUGUUUCAAGUUGCAGAGAAUGGUUUACGAGAGGCUGGAAUUGAUUUCAAAUUUAGUAAGCAUAUUGGGGGGAGGUUUCCAACUUCUAAUGACAAAAUGGAUGCUCAUGAGACAGAAGAUGAAAUAUAUAAUUUGGCUGGUGCUCUGGAGAAUAUUGUUAAGGAAUCUCAGCUUGAGAUCAUUGAGCUCCAGCAUUCUGUGGAGGAAUUAAGGGCAGAGUCGAGUUUACUUAAAGAUCACAUGGAGGCUCAAGCCAAGGAGCUUGAACAUAGAAUGCAUCAAAUUGAGGAACUUGCAGAGAAGGAGAGAGUGGCAAAUGAAAGUAUUGAAGGACUAAUGAUGGACAUUGCUGCUGCUGAAGAAGAAAUUACAAGAUGGAAAGUGGCAGCAGAGGAUGAAGCUGCUGCUGGUAGGGCUGUCGAACAAGAGUUUGUGGCACAGCUGUCAGCACUUAAGCAGGAACUUGAGGAGGCAAAGGGAGCUAUUUUGGAGUCAGAGAAGAAGCUCAAGUUCAAGGAAGAGACAGCAGCAGCUGCCAUGGCUGCAAGAGAUGCAGCUGAGAAGUCAUUGAGGUUGGCAGACACGAGGGCAUCAAGGCUUAGGGAAAGAUUAGAGGAACUUACCCGUCAGCUUGAAGAGUUUGAAAACCGGGAAGACACAAGGAGGGGUAGAAAUGGGCCUAGAUAUGUAUGCUGGCCAUGGCAAUGGCUGGGGCUGGACUUUGUAGGUUCCAGCCGGUCUGACAUGCAACAACAAAGUUCAAAUGAAAUGGAGCUCUCUGAACCUCUUUUAUAAUUAUACUUUCUUUUUUUUUUGGUUCCUUUUUUCCUUUUGUAUUUAUUGUGAUUUUUCAGAAGGAGUACAGUGAAAAAAAAAUUAGCUUAGAGCAUCUUCAUUCUUCCAUGUCUUUUUUGUUUGCAAUGAUAAAGUUGAUCAAUCUUUUCUCACUUGAAUGCCUAGUUAGAAGUUUCUCUAUUUUCAUGUUAUGACUAUGAACAUGCUUACAGAUGGCAAUUACAGAAUUUUUUUGUUUCUUC
Ziziphus jujuba (common jujube) is the source of this 2954-nucleotide messenger RNA. RefSeq lists its product as uncharacterized. Lineage: Eukaryota; Viridiplantae; Streptophyta; Magnoliopsida; Rosales; Rhamnaceae. The transcript is spliced from 5 exons. Bases 634 to 2712 code for a protein of 692 amino acids. The record is from RefSeq and is a predicted model, not a curated record.